AUGGCCGAGGCCGAUCUCGUUCGCCCUGCAACGUCGUAUUCAGGCGCCUCGGGUAUUCAGAGGAGGUUCCUUCUCUCCAGCCCGGGGCGACCUCGAACUGCCUCCGGACUCGGCGAUCCUAAAUUCGAAAAGACGCCAUCGACUGCCUUAUCUGUGAAAGUUACAAUCAAGUUUCAGCCGUCCCUCGAUCUCACCUACGAAAGGCAGUAUCAGGCCUCCCACGGCUUCCAGCCGACGGACCAACUAUGCCACGCCCUCAUCCGACGUCUUACACAUUGCUCAACUGAGCUGCUCACCCGCAGAGACUCAACCGCUCUCGAGCGUUCCAUUCCUCAAAUUGGAGAUGGCAAGCCGCUGCGCUUCGAGCUAAUCUACCAAAUUUACAGAGGAGGACCGGAGCCAUGGGCUACCAAGUCCUUCAAGUCAUAUCAGAAGUUCCCUCUCGACAAGUCAACGGCCAUGGAAGUCGCCCGCUCUACCGACCGCAUCAUCGGUUCCUUCCUCAAGCUCCACGACCGGUCCUUCAGAUGGAUGCAUGGCAAGAUACGCGAGAGAUCAGGAAGCGAGCUUGAGAUCCUCAAGCCCCUGAGCAACCCCGUAUCUCUCCUUCACAUUCCACAGUCACGUUUCAUUGAUACCACCCAAGACUGGGAGUUUGUCCCUGGCUACGAAAUCACCCUGCAUUUCCGAAGUCGAUGCAAGUCCCGUAGACAAAGGGAAUGGGAACGGACCAUCACUCUCAAGAGCACUCAGAGCUCUCCACUAACGCUGUCUCAUGGCGAGGAUAUGGCCUGGGUCUUGUCGACAGCUAUGCAACGCUCUCUGGAUUCUAGAAAGAUGGCCUUCGAUAGGCAACAUCGGUCCUGCAACAGGUUCGAUUACCUGGAAGAGUGUCACCACUCAGAACAGAACGCCGUUCACGUCAACUUCCAAAUCCGAAACCAGCUGGGCUUGGAUCACAGACAUCUCCGCCGUGAGCUCGACAGCAACUUGCUGCUGUUUCAAGAUCCCAACGGUCUUGACUGUGAACAGUUUGUAAAUCAACUCGAGCACGCAUUUACUGCGGUACGAGAUGACACCGACAAGGAGCUGAACGAGAUGGAUGACCUCCGACUGACAGUUUAUGAACUCUCUGGCCGCGGUUGGAAGGCAGAGAAACCGUUUGCCGUCUGUCUCGACUCGACUGCUUGUUAUUCUAGGAGGACUGUUAAAGCCGUCCUCGAUCGAGUACAGACAGGUGUUGCAGAUAUCCUCGGUGGCCACGACAUGAGCAUCACUCUCAUGGUCCACAAGCGUGGCCAUUUGGUUCUGGACAAGACUCUUGUGGCCCGUUCGCCAUACUACGCGACGGGACAACGCCAAGGCGAAGAUCCUGAGACAAUCAAGGAGAUGUUCUUGAUGAGACUCAAGGACCGAAUCCGAUCCGACAUUUCCAUGGUGGUGAAAGACACGUGCUCGCUGUCCGAUGCCGAACCCCAGAAUAUCCGUGUGGUCGAGCGCCCAGUUUCUGCAGCGAAUGACCCUGCUGAGAUGGAAGCUUUGCCGUCAAGCAGCCCGCUCCCGAUCCCGACGCCGCAUGGGCCCGUGCCGGACUCCUUCGAUGAGAGUUCCAACGAACCGUCCGAACCUUUGGCACGAGAUGAAACGCUUCAGAGUGAUGGUGGGGUUGAAACGAUGGCCGACGGCGUCAUAGGCACCGUGGGGCGUUCGCAACAGCCUGAAACUCCUGCCAAAGCAACAACGAAGAGUCUGUCCUUUUCGUCGACCGACGAUGCUACUUCUAUUUAUCAGUCUUCGUCGUCAACUCCUAGUCUUGUUGACAGCGACAUUGGUACGCCCCGCGAGAGCUUGUUGAUUACGCCCACCUUUUUGCGAACGCUAUCAGGCCGUCCUCAGCCGUUUGAUGCGAACCCGAAUAUUGCGGAUUCCGAGACCUCCGACAGCGAGCUAAUUGAAGAUUCAGCCGUAGGACCGUCGACUCCAACAAUGGCGCGUUUUAAUGGACCACGACAGUUCAACUUAUUUGGCAAGGGACCUCGCUCCAUCUCCCGGCAGUCUUUGACAUCGAUUGACUCCGAUGCCGACAAGCGCUCGCUGGCUGAUUCGCAGCGCACUCCCGAGCCCGAAGAUGUCCAGGUGCCAGAAUUCAAGUCCGGAUUGAGUUUGGUUGAGCCUCGAUCAGCACCUGUGGCCGACUCACUCGAGCAUCAGCAGGAAAUGGCCACCCAAGAGCCUGUUUUCGAGGGUUGGUUGGAGUACUGCUGUGUGCCCAUCGAGGAAGAAGAGGUUACCGCGCCUGAGGUCCCGGUCGAAGAGGUGACUACUGCAGCCGAGGAGCCGACGACAGAUCCUGUGAUUGUCGUCACUCCUGUCGAGGAGUCAACAUCAGAGCCUGCGAUUGUCAUCACUCCCGAUGAAGAGUCGACAACAGAGCCUAUGAUUGCCAUUACCCCGGAAGAAGAGCCGACGCCACCGGCAUUGCCAUCUUUGCCCUUGGAGGGUUACUUGGAGUAUGCGACUGAACCAAUUAUUGAGGAAGACGAAGACGAUUCAGACGGCGAAUAUCACGAUGCAGACUCUAUCGCACCGGCAGCAUUCAUGUCUAGUCCCUCUAGCUUUGCCACCGCGGCUGAGACUAGCCUCAACUCUCCCAUCAGCCUGGAUUUUGCGAUGUCCUCUAAGUUCAACGCUGAUAACACCACGAGCGCGCCUGACUUCCUCGAGGUGACAAAGACCGAUCCAGUUGUCGAGGACGCGGAGCCGAAGCCCGCCUCGACUUCUCAGGUCGAUGCCUGUACGUCUUCACAUGACACCACCGAGCCUACUCCAAUCCCUCUCGUUCUCGAGACUAUCGAACCCUCUCCUGUACCCGAAGCCGAGAAGCCUUCCCCGGUUCCCACAGAACCCCGCGAGCCGAGACUUGACCCUGCCGCCGAGAUUCACCGGGACCCGUCCUUCCUUGUUCUGAACGAGUCACCGUCUGUAUCGUCGGAGGCCCCGCGUACGCCGACGUCAGACUCCGCCUCGUUCAGUGACAAGGACGAUGAGCCCCAUGAACCCUCCACCCCUCCGCUGAUGACAGAGACUGAAGACUCGGACUACUCAGAGCCUUCCGAACCAACUGUGCCGUUUCCCGAAUUUGCGGUCGAUGAUAAACCAGGUCCCGACGACGCAAAGUCAAAGUCACUGUCCCAUUGGACACUCCCGAGAGCUUCUUUCACUGCCGACGACUUUAUCGACAAUUAUUUCGGACAUCACCGCAAGAUGUCGAUCCCGCGUGCAUUGUAUCCACGGCCAAAUCCGUUGUACACACUGAAGAAUACGAGCACAAUGUCUUUGGGCCACGGCCGUAAAGUUUCAUUGCCAACAGCGGGUAUCUUUGGUAUUCACGAAUCAAGUCGUCUUGAUCUGGGUCUCCGCGGCGCCCUCUUUGGUCUAGCCUCGUUGAAGAAGCAGGGUGGAUUGGAGAGAAAGAGGUCGCAGGUUUUGUUGAAGCUCGAGAACGAUAAAGGCAUGGUCAUUGUGCCAGGCAGUCACAGCAAUCCAAGCAGUCGCCGCAACAGCGAGGCGAGAGGAAUUGGGGGUGCCGGUGUACUAGGACUUGGUAACGCUUAUGCGUUUUGA
This is a messenger RNA of Colletotrichum gloeosporioides, 3624 nucleotides long. RefSeq lists its product as uncharacterized. NCBI's taxonomy places the organism in Eukaryota, Fungi, Ascomycota, Sordariomycetes, Glomerellales, Glomerellaceae. Bases 1 to 3624 code for a protein of 1207 amino acids. The record is from RefSeq and is a predicted model, not a curated record. The transcript has a single exon.